UAGGCACGCGACCGUCUACAUUCCCUACAAAACUGAACAACAAUCUAAGAACGUUUACAGUCGUUAGUCGAAACUUGUCAGAUUCUGAACUAAAUUUGAAUAUUGAGCCAAAUUCACGGCCAUAACCAGACCGACUUAAGCGGAUGAGAGCGUGCGUGACCAAUGAAUAUUACAAUUAAGUGUCAAUAAUUGUUAUAGCAUAUUACCAGUUAGAUAAUUACAGUAAAAGAGGACAAAUGACGUACUAGUAAUGUUCCUUCGGCAAAUUUUGGAACGCAAAGUGAACACCAACAGUGCAACCCCAACGACGAAUGUGAUGAUUGAAAACAGAAGUGCACUGCCUAACUACAGACAAGGUGAAAACUUAUAUGACAUGCGAUUAUCAUGCAGCUCCGAUGAUAAGGACAAUAACAAUAACCAUUCUAAUAUCAACACUGAAAUCGUGAAUAAGCCCCCACGUCGAGCCGUGUUAUCUACGGGCACAGUGCAACUCACACCAUUGUGGGAGCACAUUUUACGUACCCGUCGUCUUCCCGAAGCAAUAGGUCUAGCGAGCAUAUACAAUGAAUUUUAUGAGCGCUUGCGAGAUCCGGAAUGGCAAGUGCGUCAACAUGCCCUCCGAGUCCUUGUCGACGUGCUUGUCGUGAUGCGGGCCGAUGCAGACAGUCAUAUGGAACAGCUGACAACGCUUCUGGUAGAUAAUCUGGGGCAUCAGGCCCCCACUGUCCGAAAAGGAGCACUUGACUGUCUGCGUGUCUAUCUCGCCGAGACGUCCAUACCUGAAACAGUGAUGCUGCACAUAUUAGAAAGCGGCUUCGACCAACAAUCGCAAAACGAUUCCUACGGGCGCUUAAGCUGCGGUGUAUUAUUAUCCAUUCCAGCGUUACUUCAAUCGAUUUUGCGCAGACCUCAGCGACAAAUUAUAGUACAGCAUAUUAUGGACCGCCUAGUAUUGCGAAUGGGCCAAUUAAAACUGCAAGAAAUCACUAUAAAGGUAUUGAACAAAUUAAACGAGCUCUUGGGAGUAACUGAAUUUGAGGAACACAUGACUAAGGUGGGUAAAGGCAAUGCCAUCACACAAUACUUGCAGCUUUGCAAAUUAUACGGAGUCGGUGCAAAAGCUGGCGCAUGGCGAGCACUUCCGCGUGAGACCUACUGGCCAAUUGGCCAGGAAGUGACGAAUCAACUGAUGCCGGUCAUGCUCCCGGACAGGGGCAAAGUCAUUAUGGAAACCGAAAUCAAAAUAAAUGACGACACGUUGACCAUGCGUAUACUCGAGGCCGACACCGAAACCGAGAGGCUCGAUAGUCCGAUGCUUACUUUACCUAGCUGCCACAAAAGCGGAAACUCUCAGAGUGAGCUAAGCUCGAGCAUAUUGCAGAUAAUAAGUGACUCAGAUGUUGAGGAGCUGGCUAAUUAUCCAUCAAACCCGCUUACCGCGCCUAACACACCAACGCGUGCAUUGAAGCGAGUAACUUUUGGAGGGGAGGUGGUUAAAAUGCGAACACCUGACAGCGAUGUACCUUCCUUGACCGGCAACUCGAAUAGCAACAAUACAGUUGCACAGGCUCACCCCAGUUCUGAAAAGAUCAAUUUUACUACUCACUAUACGCAACCCAUGCCCACUCCAAUAAAUUCUCCUGAAAAGGCGGCCCAAGUUCUAAAUAUUCCACUCCACCUUGACAUACCUAGCGAUAAUACGAAACCUUUAAUAUGUUCUGGUAAUAAACUUUCGACUCCAGAGCACAAUGGAAGUGAAGGCAAUGAAAAACAACAGUUAAUGUCAAACAAUAACUUAAUAAAAAGACAGGACUCCAACUUGAGCCAAUCCCUCUUCACGUCCGCCCAUCGCAGCCCAACAGGCCCAGUUAAUAUCAGUCCUAAGGUGCCGCACAAGCAAAUUGAGGUUUUGCAUAAUCUCCAGCGAGACCCUUCGCCACGGCUCCUGCAACGUAACGCAAGUGAAGAUAGUGGUUUGGUUAACACCGAGAACAAACUGCUCUCCAGUGCAUCUAUAGAGUCAUUUGUUUCACCAAAAACUUGGGAAGAUCUUGAUAUUGUUGGCUAUAAAACUAUAAUGAAUCUCCGUUCUGGGGACUGGCGCAACCGCUUGAAGGCAAUUACUGAGCUGGAACUGUCGCUCCAGUCUUCGAGUACAUUGGCAUUGGUACUGCCCUACUUAGAAAGCGUACUUCGGACCCUGCUUUCCUCAGAGCGCCACCAUGAAGUAGCCAAUGAAAAAAGAGGAGUACUCUCAAAUCUUAUUUCGCGGCUACCACUCGAUAACUUGGAGGAUCGUACACUCCAAAUAAUAACUGGACUAUGUAGACAGGACAAUGCUGGAGCGAAUCGGGUGUGCAAGGCAUUAAUGCAGCGCCUGCCGGCGGGAACUAUUGUAACCAAACUAACAUCUCCCGAGUUAUUGCAUGGCAAAAGCUCCAAGUUCCGCAAAAAUGCCUUACAAAUGUCCAUUUUCGCUUUGAGGACUUCUCCCAGGACAUGCUUCGAUAUUAAAAAUCUUACUGCACAAGCAGUACACUCAUUACUUAAUCGCAAGCGACGCGUACGGCAAGCAGCCCUUGAGGUGCUUACUGUGCUUGCAGGUAUAUCCUCAGGUGAUCAAAUACUAGCGAUUGUCGCUGAUGUACUAGACGAUAACGAAGUCAGUUCCUCAUUACUGGCGGCCAUAAAAUCGAGAUUGUCGCGUCGUCAGACUACCAGCGUUACUGGAGAUGAUUCAGUGUUAUAUUCCGUCGAUCACAGCAAUAAUGAACGUUAUGGAGCCGAUGUAGAUUGGAUUAUGCAAGGCGAGAGUUCUGCCUCCCCCAAUGCCAUUCGAAAACGUCCAAGGCGUUACGCCGACAAACCGUGUGCACUCAAUGGAAAUUCAUUGAAAAACACGCCAGAAAACAGCCGUCCCUUGGAUGAAAUUCUACAAAGCCAUUCCUUUCAUUCGCCACCUGAAACUUUGGCCAAUAAUAUGGACUCUUUACAUUUCCCAAGCUAUCAAUUCAAAAAGUCCAACGAUGGUCGCAUGCUAGCCAAGGCUUGCACAGAUACCGAUAGCACAGCAACAACCUGUAGCAGUGGAAGUGACAGUUUUACGCAAUUAACCUCCAGAAAUUUGUGCCCCAACAGACAAAGUUCCCGAUUUCCAGCUUUGAAGCACCAACAGUUGGAUGUAAUUAAUUCCCUCGGCAAUGCACAGCGUGUGCCUCAACAAUUUGGAUUUGAAGAUCGAGCGAACAUUGAUGUGGAUUGCUACCCAAAGUUUGGUUCUAACAAAACUAAAACCCACCCAAAUGCCCUUAGAAAGCUUAAGCACAACUGUCAAGCGAACCAUAUGAACUAUGAUUCAGGAAAUAACAAACUGAAGCCAUUUAGGAUAUUUGAGGAGCACAAAAGCGGUAUGGAAUUAAGGUCGGAAGGCAUUUUCCAAAACGAACCGAUAAUAGCUGUAGAAGAAAUCGCUCACACAGAAGCAAAUGAACCACUACAAACGAAUGACCACGACGACGGCUCGCCUCUCUCAUUUAAGUCUUUUAGUUAUUCACAGAAGUCUACUGCCUCGGCAAAAUCAAACACAAGCAAUGAGAUAAGUAAACCACCCGCAAGCUGUCCAUCCCUUACUGAUAACGGACCGACCGACGAAAGCACUACUAUAGCCGAAUCGAUUAAUGAGCUCAUAAUAAAAGAUUUUGUUGCCAAGGAUCCUACCAUGGGAGAGUCAAAUCUGACGCGAAAUGAAAGCAUCACAAGCUUACAUAGCAAGUCGGAAAGCAUUAAGACCCAACUGGAGGACGGAACACCUCAGCUUUCACGCGCUCAGUCCAUGAAAUCGCUUGCUAUUGAAGAGGAAAUCGAGGAUAGCAAUAGCUUUGUAGUAGUUGAGAGGCUUCAGCAUGAGGUGGAGUCAGCGGCUAUAGAUUUGUCGCCCGGUAAAAUGUUGCAGGAUUCAAAGGGUCACAAUGUGGAGCCACUGACCGUUGCAAACGAAAACCAAGGGAGUGCGAACUGUUCGAAUGAUAAUUUGUUUCGAAACUCGCGAAGCGUCUCGCUGGACUCUUUUUAUGGCACCCGAAAGCAAGAAUCGCUGGACACCAGCACAACAGACAACAGCUCACAGUCUGGCUCGCAAUUAGGGAACAGCAGUUUGUCGGCAAAGCACUCGUCACUCCAACAAAAAUCAAAGACCUUAUAUUUGUUACGUCACAAGCGCCGUGUUUCGCCAGUUAAGCAAGCAAUCAAGAUUUCCCAGGCAGAUCUGUUUCCGCAGAAUAUGACGCGAUUUGAAAAGCCACGCGAAGCUCUACUGAAGACUUUCGAUCAGCUAGACUCUCGCAACUGGGAAGUUAAUAUGGCCGGCUUAAAGUCCAUUGUGUGCCUGAUGCGUUACCAUGGAGAAUAUCUGGAACAGCACAUGCACAUGACAUCUAUUCAACUGACACGUUCUGUGCGUAAUUUGCGCUCACAGGUUGCACGUGCCGCUUGUCAAGCUGCAGCUGAGCUGUUUGCCAUCAAGUCCAAAUCCUUGGAGGUUGAGUGCGAUGAUCUGGUCUGUGCUCUGCUGCAUCGCACUGCCGACACGAAUCGCUUUCUUCGCGCCGAUGCCACUCGAGCACUAGAAUCAAUGGUGGACAAUGUACAACCUCCCAAAGUGAUAAACAUAUUGACUAUGAAGGGCGCUCAACACCAGAAUGCAUUGGUACGUACAGCUUCUGCAAAACUUUUAUUCAGGUUGGUGGAGCGCCUGGGCAGUGAUCGUGUCUAUGCCAUGAAUCGUGAGAGCCGAGACAAAUUUUUCAUCGUGGGAGCAAACCUACUGCUCGAGGGCAGUUUAGAGACGCGUAGCUAUGCCAAGUCGCUAUUUCAAGCCUUAUCCCAGCACGAUAGUUACCAACGUUUACUUCUGGAAACAAUUCCGCCGCGCACUUACAGAAAUGUGGAGAAGACACUAAGAAAUAUUUCGCGUUAAGAUUGCCUCUGUUUAGAAGAUACUACGAAGCAUUAGUCAUACGUUUUAAUUUUAUCUUCCAAAUGUUUUCAUUAUUGAUCGAAAGAAUGUGUUUUAUUUAAUAUAUUAAUUCAAUAACAUCAUUUUGAAGGGUAAAGGUGGGUCCAACCCCUCCAAUGCCCACUGGUUAAUGUUGCUCUACAA
Scaptodrosophila lebanonensis is the source of this 5158-nucleotide messenger RNA. RefSeq lists its product as uncharacterized. Gene Ontology annotation, biological process: mitotic spindle assembly. Gene Ontology annotation, molecular function: microtubule binding. The transcript has 9 exons. Bases 251 to 4975 code for a protein of 1574 amino acids. Lineage: Eukaryota; Metazoa; Arthropoda; Insecta; Diptera; Drosophilidae. Gene Ontology annotation, cellular component: mitotic spindle; spindle microtubule; microtubule organizing center. The record is from RefSeq and is a predicted model, not a curated record.